AUGCUGAAUGAAACCACUUCACCAUCAUCAUCACCAUCUCCUCAAUCCCCACCUUACUAUGAGCUCUCCUCUGACACCAAACCAUCUGACCCCCAAUCCCCCACUCUGGCUCAGCUGCAAGCCUGUGCUCUGGCCUCUCAACAACCAUCACACUCUGAACCUGUACCAGAAUUUCCUUCCCCACCUCCUAAACAUCCAUAUCGCACCACAUAUGAACAAACACCACCUGCACAACAACCAACCCACUAUGAACCACAACCAACCCAACCACCAUCUGGACCAACCCCACAACCUGAACUAUCCUCACAGACCACUCUGUCAUACCACCACCCAUCACUUCCGCUGACCCAACAACUCCCACAAUUAAUCUAA
Messenger RNA from Lathyrus oleraceus (garden pea), 372 nucleotides. Its product is annotated as extensin-like. The coding region runs from base 1 to 372 and encodes 123 amino acids. The transcript has a single exon. Lineage: Eukaryota; Viridiplantae; Streptophyta; Magnoliopsida; Fabales; Fabaceae. The record is from RefSeq and is a predicted model, not a curated record.